CAGGCGGUAUAUGGUACUCUGUUUGAAGCUGAGCACCGAUCAACGUUCUAUAUUCCUUAUUGGAAGCUUCCUCUAGCAAGGUGGUUAGUUCCCCGUCAAAGAAAAUUCCAGAAUGACCUUAAGGUCAUAAAUGACUGUCUAGAUGGUCUCAUAAAACUUGCAAAAGAGACCAGACAGGAAACUGAUGUUGAAAAACUGCAGCAGAGGGACUACCUAGACCUUAAGGAUGCAAGUGUGUUGCGUUUUUUAGUUGAUAUGAGGGGUGUGGAUGUGGAUGAUCGUCAGCUACGAGAUGAUUUAAUGACAAUGCUUAUUGCUGGCCAUGAAACAACUGCAGCUGUGCUUACCUGGGCUGUUUUUCUCCUAGCACAAAAUCCAUCCAAAAUGAAGAAAGCCCAGGCGGAAAUUGACAUUGUACUUGGACAGGGAAGAACCACCACCUUUGAAUCACUCAAAAAGUUGGAGUACUUGCGGCUUAUUGUUGUGGAAGCGUUGCGUUUGUAUCCACAGCCUCCAUUGCUUAUUAGGCGUUCCCUUAGACCAGAUAAAUUACCAGGAGGAUACAGCGGUGACAAGGAUGGAUAUGAAAUUCCAGCUGGUACUGAUGUAUUUAUUUCGGUAUAUAAUCUCCAUAGGUCACCAUACUUUUGGGACAAACCAGACAAGUUUGAACCUGAGAGGUUUCAAGUUCGAAGAGAAAGUGAAGGAAUUGAGGGGUGGGCUGGGUUUGAUCCAUGUAGGAGCCCAGGAGCAUUAUACCCAAAUGAGAUUAUGUCAGACUUUGCUUUCUUGCCUUUUGGUGGUGGACCAAGAAAAUGUGUAGGUGACCAGUUCGCCCUCAUGGAGUCAACCAUAGCAUUAGCAAUGCUGCUUCAGAAGUUCGACAUAGAGUUGAGUGGAUCACCAGAGUCGGUGGAGCUCGUCACAGGUGCAACCAUUCAUACAAAAAAUGGGUUAUGGUGCAAACUGAAAAAGAGGUCGUCCGGUAUGUAGUUUGGAGUCGUUUAUACCUUCUGGCUCCUGAAGAGAAGACUUUUGUGUUGUUUUUUUAACCGAACAAACAGCCUUUUAUUAGAUUAAUAAGUCAUUUGCCACAUGGUAUGAGAUUGCACUCCGAUAUAAAAUUAUAAGUACUACUAUGAUAUGAGAUUGCAACAUGCGCUCUAGCCUCUAGCUAAUGCUCUAACUUUUGUGUUGUUAAAGCCCGCAUAGACGGCAUAGAUCAGGCUUGAGGUUUAAUUAAUAUUAA
Messenger RNA from Cuscuta epithymum, 1249 nucleotides. NCBI's taxonomy places the organism in Eukaryota, Viridiplantae, Streptophyta, Magnoliopsida, Solanales, Convolvulaceae. The record is from the annotation of a GenBank genome assembly.